GGCGCGUGCUCAGAGGAGGAGAGAGGGGGAGAAAUUACGCGUUAUACUUUGGAGAAAGCACAAUGUCAGCGACCUUCCCCGGACUUGUCCACGACGCAGAGAUACGUCACGACGGAUCAAACAGCUAUCGGCUCAUGCAGCUCGGCUGCCUGGAAUCCGUGGCCAACUCCUCGGUCGCCUACUCCUCCUCCUCCCCGCUCACCUACCCGGCACCGGCGGGCACCGAGUUCGCGUCGCCCUACUUCUCCGCCAACCACCAGUACACGCCGCUGCACCACCAGUCCUUCCACUACGAGUUCCAGCACUCGCACCCGGCCGUGGCGCCGGAGGCCUACGGCCUGAACUCGCUGCACUCGGGCCAGUACUACCAGCAGCUGCACCACGGCGAGCCCGCCGACUUCAUCAACCUGCACAGCGCGCGCUCGGCGCUCAAGUCCUCGUGCCUGGACGAGCAGCAGCGGCGCGAGCUCGGCUGCCUGGACGCCUACCGGCGCCAUGACCUGUCGCUGAUGACGUCACACGGAUCCCAGGCCUACGGCGUCGGCAUGCACCACCCGGACCAGAGGCUGCUGCCCGCCGCCGGCCUGGGGCUGCCUCCGCCCGCGGGGGACGACCUGCAGGGCUCCGUGGAGGCACAGUGUGGGCUCGUGCUCAACGGACAAGGGGGCGUCAUCCGGAGAGGAGGAACGUGUGUGGUGAACCCUACAGAUCUGUUCUGCUCGGUACCGGGCCGCCUGUCGCUGCUCAGCUCCACCUCCAAGUACAAAGUCACCAUCGCCGAGGUGAAAAGAAGACUGUCCCCGCCAGAGUGCCUCAACGCCUCCUUACUGGGGGGCAUCUUACGCAGAGCGAAGUCUAAGAACGGAGGUCGGUGUCUGCGGGAGAAGUUAGACCGCCUGGGCCUGAACCUGCCCGCGGGACGGAGGAAAGCCGCCAACGUCACACUGCUCACCUCUCUGGUGGAAGGUGAGGCGCUCCACCUGGCCAGGGACUUUGGCUACACCUGUGAGACAGAGUUCCCCAGCAAGGCGGUGGGGGAGCAUUUGGCGAGGCAGCACAGCGAGCCCAAAGAAACCAGCGCGCGCAAGAAAAUGGUUCUGGCGACAAAGCAAAUCUGUAAGGAGUUCCAGGACUUACUGAGCCAAGAUCGCUCUCCUCUGGGCUCAUCCAGACCGACCCCCAUCCUGGACCUGGACAUCCAGAGACACCUCACACACUUCAGUCUGAUCACUCACGGCUUCGGCACGCCGGCGGUCUGCGCCGCUCUCAGCACCUUCCAGACGGUCCUGAGCGAGAUGCUCAACUACCUGGACAAGAGCUCGAGCGGGAAGACGAGCGGCCCGACCGACCAGCAGAUCAACAACAGCUCGGAAAAGACGCAGCUCCGGAAAACAGCCGAGCAGCAGAGCAAAGACGGGAAAACAGAAAAGACUGAGUAGCCCACACCCACCUGGUCCCCGUGCCUUGGAGCGCUGCAUUUAGGAGUGUGUGUGUGUGUGUGUGUGUGUGUGUGCACAAAGGAUUUGUUUACUCUCAUCUACGUCUGUGUCUUCAUUGGGACAAUUCAUAUUUAUUGUUAUUUAUUUAUUGACCUUCUGUUGAAAGACAAACACUGAGCUGAAAUGUCCCAAAUAAGACGUCCUGUGUGAGGAUGAGCGUCGCCAUGGAGACGGCUGUGGCUCAUCCAAGGCUUUUUUGUGUAUUUAUUUAUUAAUAAUUGCAGGAAGUAGACCUAAGUGGACAUAAGUGACAUGGAGGUUUUCCAGGACAGGAGGGCUCAAAGUCAGGGCUGAAAUCACUCUUAUUUUACAGUUUAUCUUUGCAAUAUAACUUUAUGUUCAUAAUUAUACCGAUUUAUAGAUUUCAAACAUGCCGGAGCACUAAAACAAGAAACGCCAUCCAAAUAUUAACUCAUGUACUUUUUAGAUUUCCAACUUUAUGUACUGCAUUUUUUAAAAAGAAAGAGGCACAAAACAAUCAGAAACAAACAAAUUAGCACUAAUGAACUCACACACUCCCUCACACAUCCAUUUACAGCAGGAAUUCAUAAACUAUCAAUCCAUUUAUCUCUUUUGUGUCAAACGAUCAAGCAAAAAUCUCCCCAAAAUUCAGCGUUUUGCUUCAAUCCCGCGUCGCCUGAACGGAAACGAGCCCGUUGAGGCCUGAGGCGUCCUUUCACAAAAAACCACCUCCUGAAAGAGUUUUCUGAGGAACCUUCACAUUAAAACACUCUUAAAACACGCAGGCGUGAAAACAAGAAGCAUCGCUGAGUGUCUUUAAAAUGAGGCUCAAACGGCUCAUAAUGGCCUUAACGUCAAUGAUUUUAAAGGUGCAGUGUGUAAAAUAUACAAGGAACUAACAGAUUGUAUGAAUUGUUUAUUGCUUAAUUGAUAUCAGGAGCAGUGUCAGGGUCUAUGGAGGUGGCGGUUUAUGGACCACACUGUUUUUACAGGAGCCCACAAUGGACAAACUUCACUUAUUUUGAGUUGUUAUGUUAACUGAAGGCACACACACACACACGGCCCUCCUGUACUUGUGACAGCACUAAAAACAUUGUUAUUAUUCAUUUAUUUAUUAAUUACUGUUUACAAUCAGUGCCAUGAAGUGUGUUUACCACGUGGAUGAAAGAGGGGAAAGAUGUGAAGUUUCAGGAUGUGAGACACCACUGCCUGGGGGUGGGUACACGUGUGUGUGUGUGUGUGUGUGUGUGUGUGUGAGACAGAGAUAAAGAGAGAGCGAGAGAGAGAGAGAGAGAGGGUCCGACUCAGCCAUUUUGUAAGAGGUGACUUUGCU
Solea senegalensis (Senegalese sole) is the source of this 2793-nucleotide messenger RNA. RefSeq names its product transcription factor AP-2 delta (activating enhancer binding protein 2 delta) (gene tfap2d). Gene Ontology annotation, cellular component: nucleus. The coding region runs from base 63 to 1439 and encodes 458 amino acids. The record is from RefSeq and is a predicted model, not a curated record. Gene Ontology annotation, molecular function: RNA polymerase II transcription regulatory region sequence-specific DNA binding; DNA-binding transcription factor activity, RNA polymerase II-specific. The transcript is spliced from 9 exons. Gene Ontology annotation, biological process: anatomical structure development; regulation of transcription by RNA polymerase II; regulation of cell population proliferation. NCBI's taxonomy places the organism in Eukaryota, Metazoa, Chordata, Actinopteri, Pleuronectiformes, Soleidae.